Ruditapes philippinarum (Manila clam) is the source of this 3672-nucleotide messenger RNA. Its product is annotated as apolipophorins-like. The coding region runs from base 577 to 3657 and encodes 1026 amino acids. The transcript has 17 exons. Lineage: Eukaryota; Metazoa; Mollusca; Bivalvia; Venerida; Veneridae. Gene Ontology annotation, molecular function: lipid carrier activity. Gene Ontology annotation, biological process: lipid transport. The record is from RefSeq and is a predicted model, not a curated record.
UUCGUGUUUAAAUGCUGAAUUCUGCUUAAGCCGGUGCUAGGGGGCGUGGACGGUAACUUGCACUUUCCAGUACCGUUCAUGAACAGGCUUAAUCAAACCGAACCUGCAACAUUUUCAAUUUUGCCGUGUUGGGCUUUCUUUAGGGAUUCUGUUUUUCUCUAUUUUACAGACUUGUAAUGUGACAUGACAGUAGUGCAACAUUGUUCUGUUUGUGUCACCACUGUAUUCAGUAGUUUUAGAUUAUAAUGAAAUAUCAAAGCAUGUUCAUUUUCUAUUUCACCUAUUAUGCUACUCAUUUUCUCCAAAAAUCAACAACUAAUCCUGGUAAGAAAUAUCCAUGUGUAAAUAAUCCAAAGCAAAAAACUUUCAUCGACUUUAUUUUUCAAAAUGUCCGUCACAUGUUUCGCGGCAAAUGGUAUGUCAUGAUACAGGAAAGCAUGGAUGCAAAGCAUCAAAGGGCGUGCAAGCAAGAAAUGCAGCAAGUAAAGAUAAACAAGUACACAUCUGAUGACCAGAUAUUCUUAUAAACCUUUCAAUGGUUAAUUGGUAUUUACCAGAAUUCUAUAUCAUUUAUGAAUGGGCGGACGAAAGACAUUGUUCAUCAUGAACUUUGGAACCAUGCAGAUGUCUGAUAACACUUGUUCUACAUCGUGUGCAGUAGGAAACAGUAAGUUUGACUAUAUGACCGGACACACAUAUACGUACAUUUAUAAGUCAGAUAUCUCGACGCAGAUAGAGGGAACUUCUGAUGAUAAAGCAUCAGUCCACCUCUCUGCGUUCGUUCACCUUGAAAUUCUGGGAAAAUGUGAGGUUUCAAUGAAGUUGAAUAAGGUUGAUUUUUCUGAAUAUGGCCAAGAUGACUCAAAAAUGAAAAGAAUUUCAAACGACUUUAAAAUUGGCUUGGAAAGGAACCCUGCACGAUUUUCAUACCAAGAUGGUAGAAUAGAAGAUAUAUGUAUCCCUGAGGAUGAACCUAUUUGGGUCUUAAAUGUAAAGCGUGGAAUUAUUUCUCUUAUCCAAAACAACAUGGACGACUUUUCAACAAGUGUAACUGUAUUAGAGACUGAUGUGUCAGGGAUAUGCAACACUAUGUACUCAGUGCUUGAGAGUUAUGAGGACUAUUUUUCUAUACAGAAGUCAAAAGAUUUGGUCAGCUGUACCGACAGACAUAGUUUCAAAUCUUUCAUCCAGGGAGUGCCGUAUACAUCCAAAUCAUACAUCAAAUCUCUACCGUUGAUGAAGAGUGACUAUAACUGUAAAAGUGAGAUAGAGUCGGGGUUGUUGAAAAGUGUUCAGUGCGUGGAAAAAAAUAUGUUACGACCGUUCUCCAAGUCCGAUAGUGGUGCCGUCACAGUAAAUAAACAGUUUCUUACCUUCGUACGUAGAAGUUCUUCUGGAACGCAACCUCAAGGCAAAAUAAAUAUAAGAAGAUCUUUGAAGUUUGAACAUGCACACGGUAUCGAGAAGGAGAGCAAUAAUAGGCAUGAUAUUACUUCGAAGCUAGUUGAAAUAUGUGAGAAUACAAGGUCUGGAGUAGAUACUGAUACGCCGAAACUCUUCGAGGAACUUGUAUACAUAAUGAAAUUAGCUGACAUCGAUACUCUUUUUGCGAUGAACAAAUUUUUGACAGAUGAUACACUUUGUAAAGACAAUUAUUUUCGGACAAGGAAGUUCUUUCUUGACGCACUGCCUUUCAUUGGUACACGUGCCUCUAUUCAUAUGAUCACAGAUUUGAUAACUAGAAACGCUAUACAUGAACACGAGGCAGAUAUGUGGCUAUCAUCACUUUCUUUUAUCAAAAAACCAACAAAAGAAAUGCUAAAAGAGAUUCUGCCACUGGUAACAGAGGAUAUCAAUUCAGAGAAAGUGAUGUUGUCAAUCGGUACACUUAUUCAUAAUUACUGCGUUCACCAUGACGAUUGUGAGAACGACGAUUUUAUCAAGACUAUUAUCUCGGCAAUAACCGUAAAAAUUUCAACAGGAUGUCGAGUAGAUAAUAACAACAGAAAACCAACUCUACGUUUGCUGAAAGGACUAGGAAAUGCAGGUUUUGCUGACAUUUCAACGCUAACAGAGUGCAUGACUCUCAAAUCAAACCCGUUGGACAUUAGACUCUCAGCUAUUCAAGCCACGCGACGAGAACCUUGUCGUUCUAAUAGAAUGGCGCUGAUAACUUUACUCCAAGAUGAAUCAGACAGUUAUGAAACAAGAAUAGCUGCUUAUAAAAUGUUAAUGGCAUGCCCAUCGAAAAAUGUAAUUGAUGCGGUCAAACUGACAUUAACAAGGGAGCCACGAAAUCAGAUCAGUUCUUACAUUUGGACACAUCUGUCUAACCUAUUGAGAACGUCCGAUAUAUACAAGCAAGACAUAGGCAACAUUCUUGGAGACGAAGCGUUGAAAAGAAGGUUCGAUCUUGAUAACAAAAAGUUCGCCAGAAAUUAUGCAACAUCAGGUUUUAUAGAAAAAUUAAACACCGGAUCUAAAAUUGAAGCUGAUCUGAUUUGGUCCUUAAGAUCUUCUGUACCACACUCGGGCAUGUUGAAUGUUACCUUUGACGUUUUCGGACAAUCUGUCAACAUAUUUGAGAUCGGCGGACGAGUUGAAGGACUUGAAAAAUCAAUCGUAGAAUAUUUAAGAUCAGAUAGGUUUUUUGCAAACACAUAUCCGGGCAUGAGAUUGAGGGAUUUUUUAGACGACGGCAAAAGUUUUUCAGGCCAUCCUGAUGAUCUUCGUGGUUCACUUUAUCUAAGAAUGUUUGGUAAUGAAAUAUUUACCAUGGAUAUUAAGGAAGCAGAGACUUACCUAUCUGGGCGUGACAUUAUUUCCAAAAUUAUAAAAGAUGAUAACUUCACAUUUACUCAAUCAGUGAUGUUUCUGGACAGCAAAUACAUGGUCCCAACUAGCUCUGGAUUUACACUCAGUCUUACUUUGAGAGGGACUGCCACCGUCGAUUUAUUCAAACAAAGUAGAAGAGAUGUGAUUUACAGUGACAAAUUUGGUAUUUCCAGACGAUUUCGACCAAGUGCUACAGUAUAUAUAGCAUCGAUGAUGAGUGUGGACACAUUCGUUACCAAGUCGGGAAUAAAAUUGGUUUCUACACUCCAUACUAGUACAUCACUACAGGGGAAAAUAAAAACAACUAAGAAUGGCUUCUUCACCUUUGAAUAUGAAAUGCCAGACACUGUUAUGAAAAUCUUUGGAAUCAAUUCUUCAAUUUAUAUUGUACGUACAGACAGUGAGCUCGAGCAGACAAAAAUAGGAAAACAUAAAAGGAAUCUUUCAUACUGCUACAAACAGAUGACUGUAGCAGGUCUCGAACUUUGUGCAGAAGUCGAGUACCCGUUACAUAGCGUGACAAGUACAACACCUUACUUUCCAUUGACAGGGCCUUUUGGGGCUGGUGUUUAUUUAUAUAACAGAGAUACUCACGUGAAAUACAUUAUUGUAGCCAAGUCAGUAAUAAGUCGAGGAAAAAGAAUAAUAAAUUUUACGUUCAACACGCCAGGUUCAAGUAUCAACAGGCAAAUGAAAUUUUAUUUAUUCUUGAACACAAAUAACGGUAUCAUUAAAACAAUUAUCUCAUCACCCUGGAAACGCAUAGAUUUUGAAGGUAUGAUAUAUUUCGUAAAUAAUAACUUCCAAAUUCUAUUUGAUUAAAUCAGAUAAUAACUU